Molecule: messenger RNA, 499 nt
Organism: Photinus pyralis (common eastern firefly)
Lineage: Eukaryota; Metazoa; Arthropoda; Insecta; Coleoptera; Lampyridae
Exons: 3
Coding region: 87-413 (108 amino acids)
Biological process (GO): regulation of synaptic transmission, cholinergic; positive regulation of voltage-gated potassium channel activity; sleep
Source: RefSeq, a predicted model, not a curated record
AAUUCAAAUUAAUUACCUACUUUUAGGGGGGUAAGUAGGUAUAAAUAUGUGCGUCAAGUGAGUAGGUAGCAAGUUAUAUUUUUACCAUGUAUAUCAAAACACUAUUGGCUACUCUCUUUUUAGUUCAUGUUGUCAAUGCAUCACUGAACUGUUACGUAUGCGACAGCUCAGAGGGCGACACUAAUUGCCGAAGUGGAUCGGGAGUUCGUAACGUUACAUGUUCACCCCCACCUUCGAAUCACGUGAGGGUGUGCCUUGCAUUUGCGGAAACUGUGAGCGGGGUGACAAAAUAUAUCAGAAAGUGCGACGGUGAACUGAUAAGUUCAGCUUGCGAUGAAAUGAGAAACCGUGGUCGAGACAUUGGCAACUGUUAUUCUUGUUACAGUGAUUAUUGUAACGGAAAUCCUCUUUAAAAAAUGUCGAAGGAUAUUAAUUGAACUGUGUGCAUAUUUCAAUAAAUUGUAACAUCAGAGACUUAAAUAUAAUUUAUAGGAAAUGA